Populus euphratica (Euphrates poplar) is the source of this 1001-nucleotide messenger RNA. RefSeq names its product probable WRKY transcription factor 12. Gene Ontology annotation, molecular function: DNA-binding transcription factor activity; sequence-specific DNA binding. The transcript has 4 exons. The record is from RefSeq and is a predicted model, not a curated record. Lineage: Eukaryota; Viridiplantae; Streptophyta; Magnoliopsida; Malpighiales; Salicaceae. Gene Ontology annotation, biological process: regulation of DNA-templated transcription. The coding region runs from base 246 to 857 and encodes 203 amino acids.
GCUGUAACUGUUCAAGUCUUUUACUUCUGUAAACUCUAUUGGUACAACCUUAAAGAUGGAAAGGAAUAAUUUCCAGGAAACAUUCCCUUCGGCCCUUACUUGUUGACCAGACUAGUACAUGGUGUGAAACACAGAAGGAGCAAGGCCAAGUACUGCUUGUGUUAGCUUGACACAUGCACCAAAUAAGCCAAUAAGAAGAGGAGGAGGAGGAGGAGAAGGAGGAGGAGCAAAGCUUCUUGAUUAGAAUGGAUCGAGGAGAAAGAGAAGUUCCAAAUUACGGGCUACAAGUCUCUUUCUCUACACCACAAGCAAUCCAUGAGAUGGGUUUUGUUCAAUUCGAAGAAAACCAGGUCUUGAGCUUCUUGGCCCCUUCACAAUCUUCUCAGAUAUCUCAACCGCUCAACACAAAUACAACCACCAAUAUUCACAUGGGGUUUACUCAUAAUGAUGAGCAGGUGGGGACAAUGAAUCCAAAGCCUUCCAGUGAUGAGAACUGCACCGGUAAUGCUAACAACGACGGCAACAAUUCAUGGUGGAGGAGCUCACCCUCAGAGAAAAACAGGUUGAAAGUGAGGAGAAAGCUUAGAGAACCGAGGUUUUGUUUUCAGACAAGGAGCGAUGUGGAUGUUCUUGAUGAUGGCUAUAAGUGGAGAAAAUAUGGGCAAAAAGUUGUCAAAAACAGCCUUCAUCCAAGGAGCUACUAUCGUUGUACUCACAACAACUGUCGAGUGAAGAAGAGGGUUGAAAGAUUAUCAGAGGAUUGUCGAAUGGUGAUAACAACCUAUGAAGGGAGACACAAUCACUCUCCAUGCGAUGACUCAAAUUCAUCAGAACAUGAAUGCUUUACCUCCUUCUAAUACAUGCUUUAGUUUAAGUAUUAAGAAAGACAUUGUUGUAAUAUUAGAAUCAUGUUGUAUAACGUGUCAUCAGCUUGUGACAAUACUUGCUAGUACAUGAUUUUGAGGGGUUUUCAUCUUCCCAAGAUCAACAAAUUCUGACAA